AUGGAACACGAUGAAAAGGUUGAGGGGGGGAGUACUCUUCCAUGGUUGUGUAUUGGGGAUUUUAACGAGAUUUUAAGGCCCGAGGAACAAUUUGGGCCAAACGAGCGUGACAGUGCACAGAUUGAAGCGUUCAGAGAAGCUGUUGAUAUCUGUGGUCUUGCUGAUCUGGGCUACCGCGGUCUGGACUGGACAUGGCAGAAAAAAGUGGCAGGGUGGCAUUUUUGCAGAGUCGGGUUGGAUAGAGCAUUGGGCUCGGCUGAUUGGUCUAAUCUUUUUCCAUUUGCAACGGUUGAACAUUUAACUGCGGCAAAGUCCGACCAUUGCCCCAUACUUUUGGAAACGGAGCUUGUUGUCACGACUGUCCGAGCAAAGCAGAAGCGGUUCAGGUACGAAUGUAUGUGGGAACGCGAUCCGAGAUUUGGUGAAGUGGUUGCGGAAGCGUGGAAUUCUUCUGGUAAAGCACAAACUGUUGGAGCGCUCUCUGAAAAAUUGGCCUCCGUAGCCGGAACUUUGCAUAGGUGGGGCCGAUCUACGUUUGGGGCGGUCAGGUCGGAGCUGCGGUCACUUCGCUCGCAGCUUGCGGAACUGCGCGCGCUGCCAGACCGUGUUGGUCCAUCACAGGAAGAGGAGCGUGUUGAAGCCAGAAUGGCCGAGCUGUGCUUACGAGAAGAGAUCAUGUGGCGACAGCGGGCGCGUAUACAGUGGCUUGCGGAGGGCGACAACAACACACAAUUUUUCCACAGAAAGGCUAGUGCAAGGAAAGCAAAAAACCGCAUCAGUGAACUUCAGCGUGCAGAUGGCACGGUGUGCGCGAACGAACAUGAGAUGGCGAGCAUGGCCACAAGCUUCUACAGUAACAUGUAUGCUUCUGAAAACACAAUUGGGAUCGACGAAGUUCUGUCUCAUAUACCACCUAGGGUGGAUGCAGCCAUGAACAAUAUGCUCAAUGCUCAAUAUACUAAUUCUGAAAUUGCAUCUAAGGUUUUGGCUAAUCGGCUCAAGCUAAUUCUCCCCGACAUCAUUUCUGAGGAACAAUCAGCAUUCAUACCGGGACGGCUUAUCACAGAUAACUUCAUCUCUGCUUAUGAGUGUCUCCACUAUAUGAAGACAAGGAAGUUGAAGGGUAAUAGAUUUUGUGCUUUGAAGCUUGACAUGAUGAAAUCAUACGAUAGAAUUGAGUGGAAUUAUCUCGAACAGGUGAUGCUAAAACUGGGCAUUAGUCCACGCUUCACCGAGAUUGUCAUGAGGUGUGUUACUUCGGUUUCAUUCUCUGUUGUGUUCAACGGUGAAAAGCAAGAGGAGUUCAAUCCAUCACGAGGUCUCCGUCAAGGUGACCCAAUAUCUCCAUAUCUAUUCUUGUUGGCAGCCGAGGGUCUUUCUUGUUUGCUGAAAUCGGAUGAUCCGAACGAGAGUGUGCGGGGUAUUAAGGUGGCAGAGGAAGCACCCGAGGUAAACCAUUUGCUCUUUGCUGAUGAUAGUCUCCUAUUUUUCAAUGCCACGCCUGAGAUGGCGUCGAGGGUGGACUCUUUGCUGCGUCGUUAUUGUGAUGCUUCUGGCCAGCGCAUCAACAAGGAUAAGUCCUCAAUAUUUUUUAGCAAGGGCUGUAUGGAUGUUCUGAAGAAUGAAGUCAAACAGAUUUUAGAGGUCCAAAAUGAGCAGCUUUCUGAUAGGUCUGCCCAAGAUCGCCGGACCCUCCUCAACAGGUCUCAGAACUGA
Messenger RNA from Aegilops tauschii subsp. strangulata, 1716 nucleotides. Lineage: Eukaryota; Viridiplantae; Streptophyta; Magnoliopsida; Poales; Poaceae. The record is from RefSeq and is a predicted model, not a curated record.